Messenger RNA from Lathyrus oleraceus (garden pea), 555 nucleotides. RefSeq lists its product as uncharacterized. Lineage: Eukaryota; Viridiplantae; Streptophyta; Magnoliopsida; Fabales; Fabaceae. The coding region runs from base 1 to 555 and encodes 184 amino acids. The record is from RefSeq and is a predicted model, not a curated record. The transcript has a single exon. Gene Ontology annotation, molecular function: nucleic acid binding; zinc ion binding.
AUGAGGCAGGGUGAAUCAAUCAUUAAUCAUUUUGGUCGAGUAAUAACGGUUGCAAACGACAUGACGAAUUAUGGAGAAGAUGUGGAUGAUGUCAAUAUCGUUGAGAAGAUUUUGAGAACCCUCACUAAUAAGUGGGACUAUAUUGUUUGUUCCAUUGUGGAAACCAAAUACAUAUAUCAACUAUCUGUGGAUGCCUUGCAAAGUUCUCUGCUCGUUCAUGAGCAAAAGUUCAAAGUAAGUGGAGAAGAUGAACAUGAUUUGAAGGUAAUUCAUGAAGAGAGCUAUGGUGGAAAAGGGCGAGGAAGAUCUACUUUCCAAGGAGGUCGGGGACAAGGUAUACGCAGGGGUAGCCAACCGAGGAGUAAGGAAACAAUUGAGUGUUGUAAGUGUCAUAAGCUUGGACACUUCCAAUACGAGUGUCAAGCAAACUAUAUUGGUUUGAAGGAAUCAGAAGAGAUGGUGCUAGUGGCGUAUGUAGACACGCUUGGAGACGAUCGAGAUUUUGUGUGGUAUAUUGACUAUGGGUGCAACAAUCACAUGUGUGGUGAUUCUUAA